AUGCUGCUCACAAAACUGAUUCUGACCGCAUCCCUCGUUGGAGUAAUCUUCACAAUCCGAUGCUACAGUGGUAUGCAAGGAUCAGUGAACGGUGACGCAAUUGGAGAGAUCGAACUGUUGGACUGUAAUGGAACAGACUUUUGUAUUAAAAAGAAGGAUGUAAUCGACGUCCUGGCGGUGGUAUGCUGUGCUGUUGUUCCACAGACGAGUGCAAUGAAUCUUCACAAAUUUUGA
Messenger RNA from Caenorhabditis remanei, 234 nucleotides. RefSeq lists its product as uncharacterized. The transcript is spliced from 3 exons. The coding region runs from base 1 to 234 and encodes 77 amino acids. Lineage: Eukaryota; Metazoa; Nematoda; Chromadorea; Rhabditida; Rhabditidae. The record is from RefSeq and is a predicted model, not a curated record.